CCACCCUUUGUCUGCUGACGAAGAGGAAGUGGAGACAAAGAAAGAAUCUAGGACGACUCGAAUGCUGAAAUCCGCCAUCCUCCGAUCAUCCGCCAUGACCGCCGGCGCUACUUUCUUAUCCUCGAAGCUCUCGCCGCGCUCUUCUUUCAUUUCUCUAUCGAACCCGGGGCUUCGCCUCCAUAGCUCCUCCUCUUCCUGGAGCUCGUGCCUCUUCCAUGGCGGGAUUCCAAGGGACAGAGUGUCUUUCGCCGGUGGCAGCGGUCGCGUCACGCUCCGUUGUUUCGCUUCUGCGGCUGCACCUUCUGCUGAUAGAAUCCAAGUCCAGAAUCCUAUCGUAGAGAUGGACGGUGAUGAGAUGACGAGGAUAAUAUGGAGAAUGAUAAAAGAUAAACUCAUAUUUCCUCAUCUGGAAUUGGAUAUUAAAUAUUAUGACUUGGGGAUAUUGAAUCGUGAUGCAACCGAUGACAAAAUCACUGUAGAGAGUGCUGAGGCCACUCUAAAAUAUAAUGUCGCUGUAAAGUGUGCUACGAUCACCCCAGAUGAGACCAGAGUGAAAGAAUUUGGUUUGAAGUCUAUGUGGAGGAGUCCAAAUGGAACAAUUAGAAACAUACUAAAUGGUACGGUUUUCCGAGAGCCAAUCCUUUGUCGGAACAUCCCAAGAAUCAUACCUGGGUGGAAGAAACCCAUCUGCAUUGGUAGGCAUGCUUUUGGUGAUCAGUAUCGUGCUACUGACAUGAUUAUUAAUGGGCCAGGAAAGCUCAAAAUGGUUUAUGUUCCAAAAGAUGGAGGCAAGCCCAUGGAGCUUGAUGUGUAUGAUUUCAAGGGACCAGGUGUCGCACUUGCAAUGUAUAAUGUUGAUGAGUCCAUUGAAGCUUUUGCGGAGUCCUCAAUGUUAAUGGCAUUUUCUAAGAAGUGGCCCUUAUACUUGAGCACCAAGAACACAAUUCUCAAGAAGUACGAUGGCAGAUUUAAGGAUAUAUUCCAGGAGGUAUAUGAAAAGAAUUGGAAGCACAAGUUUGAAGAACAUUCUAUAUGGUAUGAACAUCGAUUAAUUGAUGACAUGGUGGCCUAUGCACUAAAAAGUGAAGGUGGUUAUGUUUGGGCUUGCAAGAAUUAUGAUGGGGAUGUUCAAAGCGAUUUACUUGCUCAAGGAUUUGGUUCCCUUGGUCUCAUGACUUCUGUAUUGUUAUCUUCUGAUGGCAAGACAUUGGAAGCUGAGGCUGCUCAUGGUACCGUAACUCGUCAUUUCCGGUUAUAUCAGAAGGGACAAGAAACUAGUACCAACAGCAUUGCUUCUGUAUUUGCAUGGACUCGAGGAUUGGAGCAUAGGGCAAAGCUGGAUAAGAAUGAUAAGCUGCUUGAUUUCGUUCACAAGUUGGAAUCAGCAUGCAUUGAAACUGUGGAAGCCGGGAAAAUGACCAAAGAUCUCGCCCUCUUGGUUCACGGACCCAAAGUAUCGAGGGAGCAUUACCUGGACACAGAAGAAUUUAUUGAUGCAGUCGCUCAGAAUCUGAACUCCAAACUUCGGGAACCUGCCCCCGUCUAGGUGAAUUCUUUUGCAUUCGUGAUCUGUUGGGAGAUGAUUGCACAGAAACCUUUCUCAUUUUCGAGGAAGAACUCUACAUUUAUUUUUGUAGAGAGAAAAUGGCAAAAUGCGCGAAAGUUCAGAAUUAUCUAAAUAGACAGAAAUACAGUUCCUUUUUCAUUUUUUCCUCUGAUCCCCAUAAUCAUUCUUACAAAUGAAUCAAUGUAGGACUUGUUUACGAAUGAAAUAAUCCGUUGUGACCAGGGAUCAUGUUUUCUCUCAUUCAGAGAAAAACCCGAGAUGAAGUGAAAAAACUUAUUUGACA
Messenger RNA from Punica granatum (pomegranate), 1850 nucleotides. Lineage: Eukaryota; Viridiplantae; Streptophyta; Magnoliopsida; Myrtales; Lythraceae. The record is from RefSeq and is a predicted model, not a curated record.